Messenger RNA from Dioscorea cayenensis subsp. rotundata (Guinea yam), 2131 nucleotides. RefSeq names its product endoglucanase 12-like. NCBI's taxonomy places the organism in Eukaryota, Viridiplantae, Streptophyta, Magnoliopsida, Dioscoreales, Dioscoreaceae. Gene Ontology annotation, biological process: carbohydrate metabolic process. Gene Ontology annotation, molecular function: hydrolase activity, hydrolyzing O-glycosyl compounds. The record is from RefSeq and is a predicted model, not a curated record.
GCAUGCAAAAACAAACAAAUUCCACAGUGAAUGAUCAUCUCUCAUUGUUCUUGAAAUUCCUAGAUUACUACCCUUUCUUCUGAAUAAUGUACUCAACUAAUCACUGGGGAGGAUCAUUUGAGAUUCAACCUGAUUCGGCAACUGAAGAUGAGCAAAGUCGAAACAUGGACGUCGACCGGGCGGCGCUGUCGAGGCAUCAUCACCUCGACGAGACUCAGCAAAGCUGGCUCCUCGGUCCACCUGAUCAAAACCAAAAGAAGGACAAGUAUAUUGAUCUUGGUUGCGUCGUAGUUAAACGCAAGCUGAUCAAAUGGGCUUUGUGGUCUACUUUGAUCGCAUUUUUAGUCAUCGGUGUUCCGGUGAUCAUCGUCAAGUCCUUGCCUAAACAUAAGGAUCCCCCGCCGCCUCCGGAUGAAUAUUCUAAGGCUCUUCACAAGGCAUUGCUUUUCUUCAAUGCUCAAAAAUCGGGUCGAUUGCCAAAGAAUAAUGGUAUAUCAUGGCGAGGGAAUUCUGGCUUGCAAGAUGGAUCAGAUUUAUCAGAUGUAAAAGGCGGUCUCGUCGGAGGAUAUUAUGAUGCAGGGGAUAAUAUCAAGUUCCAUUUUCCAAUGGCUUUCUCAAUGUCACUCUUAAGUUGGUCAGUGAUUGAAUAUAGUCACAAAUACAAGGCCCUUGGGGAGUAUGAUCACAUUAGAGAUAUCAUCAAAUGGGGAACUGAUUACUUGCUUUUGACCUUCAAUUCUUCGGCAACCUCCAUUACCAAAAUCUACACUCAGGUGGGAGGAGCGGAAGUAAACUCGACAACUCCAGAUGAUCACUACUGCUGGGAGAGGCCAGAGGACAUGGACUACCCAAGAAAGGUGCAACAAACAUCAUCGGCCCCAGAUCUCGGUGCCGAAGUAGCAGCAGCUCUAGCCUCAGCCUCAAUAGUCUUUCGUGACGAUGCAACAUACUCGAAAAAGCUCCUCAAAGGUGCAUCAGCAAUCUACAAUUUUGCCAGGGACAUGGGAAAAAGAAACAUGUACUCCCUCGGCAAUCCAGCCAUUGCCCCAUUCUACAAUUCCACAGGUUACUGGGAUGAGUACAUGUGGGCAGCUGCCUGGAUGUUUUACGCCUCCGGUAACCGAAGUUAUGUGACGUUCGCCACCGAUCCAAAACUCUCAAAGAAUGCAAAGGUAUCAUUGAGAAUUCCGGACCUCAGUGUGCUUAGUUGGGAUAACAAACUCCCUGCAGCUGAGUUACUGCUAACAAGGUUCAGGAUUUUCUUGAAUCCUGGUUAUCCUUAUGAGGAUUCACUCUCUGCUUUUCAAACUGCAAUUGGAUUGAACUUUUGUUCUGAUCUUCAAAGGUUCAAUGUGUUCAAUUUCACUCCAGGCGGAAUGAUACAAUUGAAUCAUGGAGGGCCACAACCAUUACAGUAUGUAGUGAAUGCUGCUUUCUUGGCUUCUCUUUAUGCUGAUUAUUUGGAUGCAAGCAAUAUACCUGGGUGGUCUUGUGGGACCUAUUACUUCACUGUGGAUGAUCUUCGUAGCUUCGCCGCUUCUCAGGUACAAUACAUCCUAGGAAACAACCCGAAGAAAAUGAGCUACAUUGUAGGAUAUGGUAAGAACUAUCCAAAACAUGUACACCACCGCGGUGCCUCGAUACCACACGACGGUGUGAAAUAUUCAUGCACAGGAGGAUGGAAAUGGCGAGACAGCCGGUCACCAAACCCAAACACGAUCAUCGGAGCUAUGGUCGGAGGUCCUGAUCGACACGAUGGCUUCUCUGAUGUGAGAAGCAAAUUUGGUUAUACAGAGCCGACAAUGGUGGGGAAUGCUGGACUUGUGGCAGCAUUGAUAUCAAUGACAAACGCUGAUGGUGGUGGCAUUGAUAAGAAUACCAUUUUCUCCGCCGUGCCUCCCCUUUAUCCGGCGAACCCACCACCACCGCCACCGUGGAUGCCGUGAGGAAAGCUUGAUCUCAGUGUGUUAAUUUUUUGGUUUUAAUUUUUUGAAUGUAAUGUAAUGCCAUACCGGAUGAAAGACUGUUGUUCCUUUUGGACAUCUGCAACUCAUGCAUGCUUCCUAAUCAGUCUUGAUAUAUGUAUGAUACAGCUAAAGUCAUCUAUUUCAACAGAGUUCAUUUAUUUUUA